Messenger RNA from Cynoglossus semilaevis (tongue sole), 3283 nucleotides. RefSeq names its product coronin-2B-like. Gene Ontology annotation, molecular function: actin filament binding. The coding region runs from base 1799 to 2587 and encodes 262 amino acids. The transcript is spliced from 9 exons. Lineage: Eukaryota; Metazoa; Chordata; Actinopteri; Pleuronectiformes; Cynoglossidae. The record is from RefSeq and is a predicted model, not a curated record.
GGUCAGGGGUCAAGAGGUAGUGUGAGAACAGGAAGUCUUUCUGUAGCUAAUUAAUAUUUAAUCCACAGAUUAAACUCCACCGUUUGUGAGAGAAAUUAAUGUAUUAUUGAUGAGAUAUGAAAGCCAAUUAGCAUCCAUGAAUGAAUUAUUGAUUACAGACUCUUUUCCAUCCUGAGUUGUUUUCCUUCUUCAUUCUUUCAUUUUUUUGACAGAUGUCAUGGCGUUCCUUAUCCCGGGGCUCAAAAUUCCGUCAUGUUUUCGGAAAGCCAGCCUCCAGGGACCACAGCUAUGACAAUGUACCUAUCACACACAGCGUUCACGACAAUCACCACUGUUCAGCCAAUCCCUGCUUUAUUGCUGUAAUCACUGAGUGUUCGGGGGGCGGAGCCUUCCUAGUCCUCCCCAUCCGACAUGUAAGCGGUUGCUUAUUUGUAGUUAACUGUCUUUUAGUUAUUGAGUUUAAGCUAUUUUGGCUGCUCUUGUAAAACACCAAUUUUGACCAGAUGUUUUGUAAUUAUUCCCAGUUUACUUGUUAUAAGGGUUGAUUGUUUUUUGUUUUUUUUUUAGAUUAACCAAUUGAUUGAGUAAUAAAUACAUUUUGCUGUUUGUUUGUCAGACAGGGCGGGUGGAUCCUCAUCAGCCCCGGGUGUGUGGUCAUAGUGGGCGUGUCCUGGACAUUAAGUGGAAUCCCUUUGAUGAUUACUGUAUCGCCUCAUGUUCAGAAGACUGUACUGUAUGAAGCGUCUUUGUUAUGUGUUAUAUUGCUGUAUUUCUUUGAUUUCCAUCUUUUGUUUUUGACAUUUCUGGGCUAAAUAACCUGUUGUUUGGUCAAUGUUUGUUUACCUGUUGGUCUCUGUGGACACAGGUGAAGAUCUGGGACAUCCCAGUCACUGGGGUCCAACAGAACCUUACCAGGGCCAGGAAGACUUUGAUUGGUCACUCGAGAAGGGUGGGGCUUAUUGAGUGGCAUCCUACAGCUGAAAACCUGCUGCUUAGCUCCGCCUACGACUACAAGGUUUUCCUUUGGGACAUAUCCCAAAUGGGAUCAAUAAUCAGGUUUCCAGUCCGGGUGGUUCUGAUGCCCUUCUACCACCGUUACCCUCCUGAGACCCUUCUGCUAUCAGUUAGCUUCAACAGUGAUGGAAGCAGGUUGGCAGUUACAUCCAAGGACAGGCGGAUUCGGGUUCUGGACCCGCGGACCGGAAAGAUUUUGCAGGUGUGUAUUUUUGUCCUGUUGAGUCAUUUUUAAAACAAAAAAUAAAUACGUUGAUGUUGUUCCAGGUUUCGUGCAACAAGACCCACAGGGCCUGUAAGGUAAUAUACAUCGGACGAUUGCUGCUGUCCACCGGCAGUUCACGAUGGAACCACAGACAGAUUGUCCUCUGGGACCCGGUAAGACCAAACCUACAGCAAGACAACCAUUGUUGCUAAAGGCCCCUGACAUUAGGGUCAUUGUGGCAUUUAAAGCCCUCGACCACCAAAGGUGGCUAAUGGGACUGCUGCCUCCACCACCAACGUGUCCUGUUGAAACUUACUCCAACCACGUUGUCAGAGAUAAUUGUGUAGAGCCCAUGUGGUCAACAAAUAUAUGCGACAUAGAUGAGUUUGUGCCAUGGAAAAAUAUCGAAACAGAAACAGAAAUGCUUUAUUUUCCACAGACAAUAAUUGCCAAACUUCCAGGUCAAUGAGGUGAUGUUUUUUCAUCUGUGUGCAGGACGACUUGUCUGAGCCUGUGUAUGAGGAAGACUUGGACGGAUCUGCAGGAGUUCUCUUCCCGUUCUAUGACCCAGACACACACAUGCUCUACCUUGCUGGAAAGGGUGACGGGAACAUCCGCUACUACGAGCUGAGUGCAGAGAAACCUUACAUCAGUUUCCUGACAGAGUUCAGAUCCUCACUGCCACAAAAAGGUCUAGGUGUAAUGCCAAAGCGGGGCCUGGAUGUUGCCACCUGUGAGGUUUUCAGAUUUUAUCGCCUGAUUGUGGUUAAAGAUCUAGUCGAACCCCUGUCCAUGAUCGUACCACGGAAAGAGCCAGGGAUUUUCCAAGAAGACCUCUACCCAAUGACAGCAGGAAAUCAGGCGGCCAUGACAGCUCAAGAGUGGCUAUCGGGAACCAACAGGGGUCCACUGCUGAUUUCCCUGAAACCAGAGAGUCAAGUAGCCAAUCCUUACCCAGAAACACCAGCUGAGAAGGGGCAGUUGAGGCAACUGAGCAACCGCCAGGUCCAGAAGGUCCCAGGAACGGUUACAAUGACUGGAACACGUCUGGACUUUAUUGAACAGGCCUUCCUUGAAGAGCAGCUGGCCUACCAAGAUGCCAAAUACCCCAGAGUAGUCAGCGACCUGUCGGGUUGGCAACCAGAUGAGACCCAGAUCCCACCAUGGAUAUACUGCUGCACGCCACACUGCUGUGAGCCUGCAGAGAGACCACCACCCACCGCUGAAAAUGAGCUGCUUCAGGCGUUCUACCGUCAGCAGGACGAGAUCAGAGGUCUGAAGGAACAACUGAACCAGAAGGAGGUGAGAAUCGCUCGACUGGAGCGAGAGAUCAAAAACAACAGAAACAGCGUGAGUGCCACCUUCUGAGCAACCAGACCAAGUACCCAGACAAAAACCACUAAAUAAGCCAUUUUUAGUCUUUGGUUAAGAGUGGUUUUAUUGUCAGUUCACGCUUUGGUUAAGAGUGGUUUUAUUGUCAGUUCACGCUGUCCCACCGCUCCCUCUUGUGGUCAAUUUAGGUAACUGAAGUAAUCUGUACUUAAUACCUCUGACACCAAUGUAACAACACUGGUAAAAUAAAUAAAGAGAACUUGUCAUGACUACUUAUUGGAUCUCAGUCUAAGAAUGAAUAAUUUAGUUCCUAAAGUUCCUUUAACAUGUGGACAAACACGUGGGGCAACACAGAGAGCAAAAUGUUAAGAUUUUAUUUACAAAGUCCUCUGUUUUUUGUUUGUUUUAACUUACAGAAAGUAAAAAAAAGCACAAAUAGAAAUGUUCAGCAUUAAAGAGUAACAGAAAAGGAGAGGGAGGAGAGAGAGAGAAAGAAAGUGAGAGGGCGAGAGAGAACCCCAAACAAGGAUACAAAAUUAACAAAAAAAUUCUGUGAAAAAAUAUCUUUUAAAAAGCUCUGAGAGGAGAGAGAGGGAGGGAGAGAGUUGCAGACAAAGAGAGAUUGCCCUGAGCACGCUCGGCCUUCUGUUUCAGAAACUGUGAUGAAAGCAGUGUGUCGGCAGGUCGAGUUGUUCGGUGAUGACAUCACGGGUUGGAGGAGUCUGCUUUUUG